Messenger RNA from Nicotiana attenuata, 998 nucleotides. RefSeq lists its product as uncharacterized. Bases 315 to 839 code for a protein of 174 amino acids. The record is from RefSeq and is a predicted model, not a curated record. Lineage: Eukaryota; Viridiplantae; Streptophyta; Magnoliopsida; Solanales; Solanaceae. The transcript has a single exon.
CACCAUAAUUUUAAUAAAUUAGCAUGACUUUGUUACAACUCGGAAUAAGUAAGUAGUAGCAGUAGUAUUUUCCCGAAACAAAAUUGUUCAGGCUACGGAUGUCACGUGAUAUACGGGCUCUCGGACUCUUAACCGACACAAUUUGUCGGUUUAGGCACAUAGUGUCCUCUAUCAACACAUGCGACCGUUUGAAAACGGCGACACGCACCGAUUCGCCCUCUACAAAAGCAAAAAUUGGUCCACAAUUCUCGACUCACAAUCGAUUUUCUCAUUAGUCUUCCCAAUUCAACAAACUUAGGGCUUUUUCUCCUACAAUGGAGGUAACAAAGGAAUCCGAGAGUUUGCUCGACAAAAUCCGACCUCCUCGUCUCGAAGACGCAGGCCUCGAAGAUUGUGCACUGCCACCCGAAUCAAUCAAAGAAGCAUUUCUUAAAGCCGCCACUGCCGUACGAUCUAUAAUUUCAGCGUCGGACGACGAAGACGAAUCCGAAGGGCAGUGUGUGCAGACUCCAUCCUCAAUCGAGGAUUCUAAGGAUGCUCUUAUAGGGAUCACUGAGGGUAUUGAGGAAAAUCCAGGAAAAUGCAUUACUGAGAAGAGCAGCGGCGGUCAAGUGCCGGAGGGGACGACUGAUGUGGUAGUUGUAGACGGUGCUAAGGAGGAGGAGAACACCGGAGAUUUGGUCGGUGAGCCAUCUCUGCCGGAAGGCGGUGAAUCGUGUGUGGAUGGGUUGCAGGGGUUGGAGAUUGGAAGCAAAGGCGGAAAGAAAAAGGAAGUGAAAGAGGAGGAGGAAGACGAAGGAAGUGAGAAGCCGACUCUAGUUGAAGGUUAUGUUGUAUGAAUGUAUUAAUUGUACGAGAUAACUCUAAUUUUGUGUAAAUUUCAUGAAUAAUUUAGUACUAGUAGUACUAGAUAGUACUAUGUAAAAGUUUGUGUAUCUAACGCUAAAAAUGAUGAAUUUAUGUAAUCAUGUGCCCCUUUUUACUCUAUUUUUCGAAGG